AUGCAAGAAGAAGAUACUUAUAAAAGUAAACCUAAAAGGGUCACAAAACCAAAAACAAUUAUUCAAGAGUUAUUUGUUGCUUUAACUAGCAGUAGAUCAUUAAUUAGUAUUUCACCUGAAACUGCUAAUAUUGGUAAAAUAUCUAAUCAAUUCUAUAAACUAUAUUAUGAUGUUAAUAUUGCUAGAAAAAAAAAGAGAUCAAGAGAACUAAAAG
Cetraspora pellucida is the source of this 214-nucleotide messenger RNA. The record is from the annotation of a GenBank genome assembly. Lineage: Eukaryota; Fungi; Glomeromycota; Glomeromycetes; Diversisporales; Gigasporaceae.